Messenger RNA from Aplosporella prunicola CBS 121167, 785 nucleotides. RefSeq lists its product as uncharacterized. The transcript has a single exon. NCBI's taxonomy places the organism in Eukaryota, Fungi, Ascomycota, Dothideomycetes, Botryosphaeriales, Aplosporellaceae. Bases 131 to 541 code for a protein of 136 amino acids. The record is from RefSeq and is a predicted model, not a curated record.
AGCGAACGCAGGCCGGCCGGCCCCGUCAGCGAAGCGAUGCCUCUGCGUCCGCGCUGGCUCUGCUCUGCCUUGCCCUGCCCCGUGGCGAUCUCGCUGCGUGUAGUUGGUAUGUAGUGGUGGUGGUGGUGGUAUGUACCAAAGUGUCGGUGUAGAAGCAAGUGUGAACAGCGAACGCAAGAAGCAGACGGUGGUAUGUAUGUGCAUGCAGCAGCCAAAGAAGCAACGCAAAGCAACGCAAACAACGCAACGCAUUAGGUGUGUAUGUGCAGCAAAAUGCGAAACCCCAAAGCCAAAUGCAAGUGUGUGUAUGCGCGAAUGUGCGAAUGCGAACGUGACAACAGACAACAACAACAACAACAACAACAAACAAGACGAAUGCGAGUGUGUGUAUGUGCGUGUGAUUCAAACAAGCAGCAGCAAUAGCUGCAAAAUAGCAAAGCAAAACCAAAACAAAAUGCCAUCAACACCUUCGCCCCAGUACCCCCGGUAUGAUUUCCCCCCGGUUCCCCCCGUGCCAUCCCGUCCCAGCCAGAACCCCUGAUGAAGAGAGACGCUAGCAAGCCCCCGCCGCCCAGAUCAAAAGGCAAGGAGAGAGUUAAAGCAACUACAAAGGCUCGCUAUAACGCAAGAUAAUAUGCACUAUCAAUCAAACGCAGUUGUGAAGACGGCUGUGGAGAGAGAGAGAGAGAGAGAGAGAGAGAGAGAAAGAAGAAGGUAGCAGAAAAGAGGUAUUGUUGCUCUUGCUGAUGGUUGAUGAUAGUAAAAAAAGGAAAUUUCUGUGACUU